GCAACAUUAUAAUACGAGAGAUGAAGGCUGUGAGAUCUAAAUGUCUUGAAAUCAUUCUAAAAACAUGUGUUAAAACAAAUCUUAUUCUAUGGUAACAAAUUUAGACUCCAACGAGUCUUUGGUAGAGAGAAUUAAAAGCUUAUAUACACAUGUAUCGCGUGAAAUAAAUAUGUUAAAGAACAAUGACAUUUGUUUUCGUACAGUAGUAGAAGAGAAGAGCGUAGGACCAGCUGAUAUUAUUGAAUUGGAAAAGUGAGACGGCUUGAGGUGUCAGUUUUCAUAGCAGAUUAACUUCCAGUUAGAUUGGAUUAUUUCACUUUCUGAACCAUGGCGUUCUUUUACCAAUUAAGAUUGCUGUUAUGGAAGAAUUUUACUUUAAAAAGAAGAAGCCCCUUUGUGGUAUUAUUUGAAUUAUUUAUACCGUUAGUGCUAUUUGUUAUAUUAUGGUUAAUAAGAAAAAAAUUACCAGCCAAUCCAAUUGGUACACAAAAAUUCCCCGCAAUGCCCCUGCCAUCCUCUGGUAUGGUCUCAUUUAUGCAAAUGUUUUGUGAAGGGGGCCAGAGAGAUGACCGUGGAUUCAUGGACUACUCAAAAACAGGAACAACGCAGAAGUUUUUAAGCCAGUUACAGACUGUAGCUCAACAUAAUAAUUUUUUUAAUCCCGGAUUUACCCCGGAUGAAAUGGAUGAUCUGCCAACUAUGUAUGAAAGUGUUAUAGAUGAUCCAGCAUUUUUCCAUGACAUAUUUGAAAAUGCAACAGACCUACAAUUGAGAAAAAUUGUGAAGAAUGUUAAAGUGGUUAGUGAUUUUCUGGAAUAUAAUUUAUCAUUACCAACAGAUGAGGUCAAUGCCUUGUUAGAUUCUGAAAUACAUGUUAAAGAGAUAUAUGAUUACUUUGUUGACGAUGAUAUUUCCAACCUGACCAAACACUUGGUUCGAAUACGAAGAGAUGCAGAUUUGCCAGACUCACUUUCACAGGAAAUCGCCGCCAAAUUGUCGAAGGAAGCAUUAAAAAAGAUUUUGUCGAAACUGGGUGAUUCUUCUAUGGGUGGUACAUCUAUGUUAUCGAGUAUUUUAGACAAUAUGCCAGAUGGUUUCAUGGAAAGUUUACCAGAUGAUUUGAAAGAAUCUAUAAUAAAAGAGAUUAUGGAACAUCCAGAUUUAAUAACCCAUCCGAAGACCACGACUAUUGUACAAGCUGUGAUAGAGAUUAUUGAGAAAUCUAAGAAUUCCAUCAUUUUAAAUCCAAAACAAAUUGCUCAACUUAUGAAGAUAUUUAUUUUUUCACCAGAUAAGUUGAAAGCGUUAAGCUGUGAUAAGAAAUUAUUUCUAAAAUUAGCUGUCUCAAAUACAAAAGAUGGUCAGAUAAAACUGCGUAAACUACAACAGAAUAUGUGUAAUUUAUCCAGACAUGAUUUUGUAGAAUUAUCAGAUUUUCUCAAGUCUCAUAUAACAAAUGAUGAUAUUAUUAAAUUUUUAGAUUUAAAGUCUGUGAAUUUAACAGCCACUGUUAAUAAAGUAGAAGAUUUUAUCCACAAUGUUGAUAAAUUUGUUCAAUUUCAAACUGAGUUAGAACAGUUGGCUACGUUAGUAGAAAUGUUACCAGUAGAUCAGUUUGAUAAGAAAAAUGAUACAGAGAUUGUUACACCGUCGCCUAGCAACUCAUCAAUAAACAGUAAUAACACUGCUACAGAUAAUCCAGAUGUCAUCAAGCCUCCAGUACAUCCUAAACCGUCUAAACAUGGUUUAUUAAAAGUAUGGAGUUUCAUGCAGAUUGCUGUUUGUGGAAAAAAACCUAAAAAUUCUGAUCAUCCAUUUGAUCCAACGGAUAUAGACAGCGUACCAUUAACUUCACGUCAACAAAGAAUGCUGGGUAUUAUAGUUCAUAUAUUAUACAGUAAUCCCAAGGUGCUUUACGCUCCAGUUAAUACAUCUGCUGAUGAUGUCAUCGUCAAGGCGAAUGCUACGUUUGCGUUUAUUGAUCUGAUUGGAGUUUACGCUGAUAAAUGGUUAAAUGUAUCUGUAGAACUGAGAGAAUAUCUCGAAAAACCGCAGACGGCCAAGAAUCUACAACUUAUGAGAAAUAUGCAGACAGUGUUGAAAAUGCAUAAAGGUAUCGUGGGUAGAUUUAUUGAUUCAGAGAAACUUUCGACAUUUAUGAAUGACAAAAUACCCACAGUUCAAGAAUAUCUUCAUAUGUUAGAUGUUAUCGAUCAUGCGGCUAAUAUGUGGUUAGGCAUGACGGAAGGUAUCAGUUUAAAUGUUUUUCAAGGAUUUGAAACUGAGGCUGAUAUGGUGGACUAUUUCUUAACGAAGGCUUAUAGAAAUAAUGACAGUGUCAUAGCAGGUGUUGUUUUUGAGAAUAUUGAAAAAGAUGGCGGACUACCACCUCAUGUUAAAUAUAAGAUACGACAAAACGCUACCUUUACACCUACCACAAAAUAUACACGUAAACAAACCUGGUUUCCUGGACCGGGACCAUCAACUCAUCCUUAUUAUCAGUUUGGAUUUGUCUGGAUUCAGGAUAUAAUAGAAAGAGCUAUAAUAGAUGUACAAGUUGGUAGAGAUGUUAUUGAACCAGGUACUUUUGCUCAACAAUUUCCGUAUCCCUGUUUCGUAUAUGAUCAGUUUAUGUUUAUGAUAGAACAUGUUAUGCCACUGUGUUUAACAAUAUCCUGGGUAUAUUCAGUAGCUAUGUUAGUACAGAGUAUUGUAUAUGAAAAAGAACAGAGACUUAAAGAGGUGAUGAAGAUGAUGGGAUUAAGUAAUGCUGUACAUUGGUUUGCAUGGUUUAUAUCGUACUGGAUACAGAUGACUAUUACCGUUAUAAUAUUAACUAUGAUGUUAAAGUUCGGCCAUGUUUUAGCUCAUUCUAGUGGUUGGCUAAUAUUUGUUGUAUUAGAGUUAUAUGUUGUAGCUGUAAUUUCAUUCUCGUUUUUGAUUAGUGUUUUAUAUUCGAAAGCGAAAGUAGCAGCUGCUUGUGCUGGUAUUAUAUACUUUCUGUCGUAUGUACCGUAUAUGUAUAUAGCUAUUAAAGAAGAUAUAGCUGGUGAUAGAAUGCCUGGUGUUUUUAAAUCUAUUGCUUGUCUGUUUUCAACGACAGCGUUUGGAUUAGGUGCCAAGUAUUUUGCGUUUUAUGAAGAGAUGGGUGUUGGUGUACAGUGGGAUAAUUUCUACAUAUCACCAGUUGAAGAUGAUGAAUUUAAUUUAUUUAUAGUGAUGUUAAUGAUGAUAUUAGAUUGUUUUAUAUAUUUCUUCCUGGUGUGGUAUAUAGAACAUGUCUACCCAGGAAGUUACGGUUUACCCAAACCCUGGUAUUUCCCGUUCACCAAAUCAUAUUGGUGUGGUGGCAGUUUAAAACCUGCUGAAGAUUGUGCUAGUAUAUUAGAUCUAUGUAAGAAAGGUUCGACUUAUUUAUCUAUAAUAGAAGACGAUCAGGCAGGAGCUAUGGCAGGAAAUCCUGAUGAUGGCUAUAAAUUUGAACAGGAACCACUACAUCUCAACAGAGGUGUUCAUAUUGAGAAUUUAACAAAGGUUUAUAAACUAGGAAAGAAAAUGGCUGUGAAUAAAUUAAGUUUAAAUUUGUAUGAAGGUCAAAUUACAUCGUUUCUGGGUCAUAAUGGAGCUGGUAAAACUACCACUAUGUCCAUUUUGUCUGGAUUGAUCCCACCUACAUCAGGUUAUGCUACAAUUUAUGACUUGGACAUCAGGACUGAUAUGGAUGUUAUUAGACAGAGUUUAGGAAUGUGUCCACAACAUAAUGUACUAUUUGAUAGGUUAACUGUAAAUGAACAUUUAUGGUUUUAUGCCAGUUUAAAAGGAAUGAAACCUGAAGAUAUUCAAGCAGAAACAGAUAGGAUGAUAGAGGAUCUUGGUCUACCUAAUAAACGUCAUAGUAACGUAGAUUGUUUAUCAGGUGGUAUGCAGAGAAAACUGUCUGUAGCUAUCGCGUUUGUUGGUGGUAGUAGAACUGUUAUAUUAGAUGAACCUACAGCUGGUGUAGAUCCAUACGCUAGACGAGCUAUAUGGGAUUUACUGGUUCAAUAUAAAGAAAAUCGAACAAUUUUGUUAUCAACACAUCAUAUGGAUGAAGCUGAUAUAUUAGGUGAUCGUAUAGCUAUUAUAUCUAAUGGCCAGAUGAAAUGUUGUGGAUCAUCUAUAUUUUUAAAGAAUAAUAUCGGAGAAGGUUAUCACUUGGCUUUAGUUAAAUCAGAUAAUAAUACAGAGGAAAUAGAAGAACAAACUACAGUACACAAUGGGGUACCAAGACAACCUACAUCACCCUGUGAUGAGUCAAAGGUCACAGAUUUUAUUAGAAAAUACAUUCCAUCAGCUUAUUUAGUUAGUGAGAAUACCAGGGAGUUACACUACAUACUGCCAUUUGAAGAAGCCAAAAAAGGAAAUUUUGAGAAGUUUUUCCAAGUUUGUGAAAGUGGUGUAGAACAUCUAUAUAUAGACAGCAUGGGUGUCAUGGAUACGACCCUAGAGGAAGUAUUUUUGAAGGUCACCGAAGCAGCUUGUCUUGAAGAAGAAAAAUUAAAAGAAGACAAGCAAUUAGAAGAAAUAAUAACAAGAGAUGAAUCAACACAUCCUAUAAAUCCAUCUGAUAUAGAUGCACAUGCAACCAAUCAGAAUAAUCUAAAUGAAUUACUGCUGCCUGAUGAUGAUGAUGAUGAGUUGCUAAGCGAUGGAAUGGCGACUGGUGGAGUAAAAGAAAACCCUGAUGUAGAUAUACUAGAAUUAGGAGCAAUGGCUGCUGGAGGGGAAGACACGCCCUCAAAUAGAAAAUAUCCUAAAAUUUAUUCAAAAUAUGAACAAGAUGAUAAAAAUACGCCAAGAGUGCUUUUAGAGGGCCGAGGAAGCCGCAUGCUGAGUAAAAAACUGUUACUGCUGAAUCAGUUCCGUGCUGUUCUUGUUAAACGUUGUCGUUACAUUAUGAGAAACUGGAGGAGUCUGUUCUCACAAAUUAUUUUACCUGCCAUCUUUGUUGCUGUGGCAAUGACUGUUGCCUUAGCAGCGCCAUCUGUUGAUGAUGCGCCCCCUAUAGUGCUUAAUCCUUCUCAGUAUUAUAACAUAACUCAGCCCCACGGAAACUUUGUACCGUUUACAAAUGAACGAUUUUAUCGUCAAGGGAGAGAACUAGAUGCUGGGCCGGAGAAAUUGAUAAAUACUUUACAUUAUCCAUCAGGCCUUGGUGCCACUUGUGUUCUGCGUUCUGCCCACAACAGUUCAUUCGAUACCGAUUUGCUGAGAGACAACAAUUUUGAUUAUAAGACAUUUGAACUUUUAUCGCGAUAUUAUAAUGAAGAAUGUCAACAAGUGUUCACGUCUGGUCUUCAUUUAGAUAGUUAUAUCCCAGAUGCCAUUUCACCCACUUCCAGCACUAAAAUCAACUUCACGGAGCCAGAUACACCACUAGGUCCAAGUUAUUCCAGUUCACAUUAUUAUCCUUCAUGUCAGUGUUUAAAAGAUGGUUCAGGUUUUAUAUGUAGUCGAGCCUAUCAUCCUAAUCCCCCUAGUUUCCGGGUCGUAUCUAAGGACAUUCUACAAAAUAUAACGGGACAACACACAGAGGAUUAUCUACUGUAUACAACCUACGAUUAUAGAUUACACAGAUAUGGUGCCUUGUCAUUUGGUUUAGAACAAGAGUGUAUUCCAGAAAAUUUUGGUGAAAAAGCUCCAACCUUGUUUAAAAAAUUGGCUGUUAGAAAAUUAGCUAAGUAUUGGUUUAACCAUAAAGGAUACCAUUCCAUGCCUGUCUUCCUCAACUCUAUAAAUAACGCCAUCUUGAGAGCCAAUUUACCCCGAUCAGCUGGUAACCCAUCUGCUUAUGGUAUAACUGCUGUCAAUCAUCCAUGGAAUCAAACCAACAAUGAGUUGUCUACCCUGAAUUAUAUUAUGCAGGGUACGGAUGUAUUAAUAGCUAUAUUUAUUAUAGUAGCUAUGUCUUUCGUACCUGCUAGUUUCGUUGUAUUUCUUGUUUAUGAGAAAUCAACAAAAGCCAAACAUUUACAAUUUGUUACUGGUAUAAAUCCGGUUGUUUACUGGCUCGGAAAUUAUAUCUGGGAUAUCUGUAAUUAUGUUAUACCAGCAUUUAUGUGUAUAUUGAUACUAAUAAUAUUUCAAAUACCUGCUUAUGUAUCUGAAGAUAAUCUUCCUGCUGUUAUUGCUUUAUUUCUUAUGUAUGGUUGGUCUAUGACACCUGUUAUGUAUCCAGCAUCGUUUAUAUUCAAUGAACCGAGUACAGCUUAUAUAUUUUUAAUUGUUAUUAAUCUAUUUACUGGUAUAACCUGUAUUAUUACCAGUUUCCUACUAGAAUUAUUCUCUUAUGAUAAGGAUUUAGAGAGAGUACAUAAUGUAUUGAAAUAUGUAUUGAUGAUGUUUCCGAACUAUUGUUUGGGUCGAGGUCUCAUGGAUCUCGCUUUUAAUGAAUAUAAAAAUGAAUAUUACUUCAAAACUGGACAAUAUGAUAUGAUGAUGUCACCAUUAAAAUGGGGUCUAGUGACGAGUCAUCUGGUUGCUAUGGCUUGUAUUGGUCUACUAUUUUUUAUUAUAACAUUAUUAUGUGAAUACAGUUUCUUCUUUAAACCACGACGUCAGAAAGUAUCUAAUUCUCCUAUACAUGAUGAAGAUGUUGAUGUUGCAACAGAACGUAAACGAGUAUUAAAAGGAAAUGGCCGAUAUGAUCUAUUGAGACUGGAAAAUCUUACCAAGGUAUAUCGAACAAGUAAACUUGGUAAUCAUGUAGCUGUUGAUAGAGUAUGUCUUGGAGUUCCACCAGGGGAGUGUUUUGGAUUGUUAGGUGUAAAUGGAGCAGGAAAAACGACCACAUUUAAAAUGUUAACAGGUGAUUUACCACCUACUGCUGGUACAGCUUAUCUUAACGGAUAUAGUAUUGUGAAAGAUAUAAAAAAGAUACAAGAAAGUAUAGGAUAUUGUCCACAGUUUGAUUCCCUCUAUGAUGAACUAACAGCUAAAGAACAUCUACAGUUUUAUAGCAGAUUGAGAGGUAUACCACCAAAAGACGAGCAACAGGUUGUGAGUUGGGCGUUAAAGAAAUUAGGAUUAGUGGAGUAUGCUAAUAAAUUAUCUGGUACAUAUAGUGGUGGUAAUAAACGUAAACUCUCCACAGCUAUAGCAUUAAUAGGUCAUCCACCCGUUAUAUUCAUGGAUGAACCAACAACAGGUAUGGAUCCACAUUCAAGACGUUUUCUCUGGGAUCUUAUUCUUAAUCUCAUCCAAGAUGGACGUUCUGUUAUUCUGACUUCUCACAGUAUGGAGGAAUGUGAAGCAUUAUGUAGUCGUCUGGUUAUCAUGGUAAAUGGCAAGUUUAAAUGUCUAGGCUCCAUUCAACAUCUGAAAAAUAAAUAUGGUGAAGGCUACACAUUUAGUAUUAGAAUUAAAGGACCAGAUUUUGAAAGAAACCAGAGAAAUGUUCAGAGAUUUAUUGAAAGAAAAAUGCCAGAUGCUUGUUUAAAGGAACAACAUUAUAAUUUACUGCAGUAUGAAUUAAAGACAGCUAACGUAUCUCUCUCAUAUCUAUUCUCAAUAUUAGAGGAAGCUGAACAAGACCUGGCUGUCGAAGACUACUCUGUUAGUCAAAAUACACUGGAUAAUGUUUUUAUAAAUUUUGUGAAACAACAGAUGGAGAUAGUAGAAGAGGAGGCACCGAAAGACUUGUCUAAUUGUGACUAUCUUGAUGAUUCUCUAGAAACUCGACCGUUAAUCCAUGACAGUAGUUUAUCAGAUGAUGAAGAUGAUGAUGAUAUGAUGUUAAGAUUGGAUGACUCAAGUGGUACACAGUUAACUCCCUUAUUAGUGAUCAAUGAUUGAACAAGACUGAGUUGAUCAACUAUCUUCUGUGUUACAUCAUUGGCUUCGUUUCUGUUGCCUGAAAUAUCACCAGUUUUGUUCCUGUUGCCCAAAAUAUCAUCAGUUUAUUUCCUGUUGCCCAGAAUAUCAUCAGCUUUUUUCCUGUUGCCCGGAAUAUCAUCGGUUUUGUUCCUGUUGCCCGGAAUAUCAUCAGCACCUGAUGUCAAAGUAUAAAUGUUGUCAACCCAAAGUUAUUUUACUCCCAAUGAUGACGAUUGUGUGUAUUAAGUGUUUCUGUAUUUCACGAUGCCAUUGUGCUAUAAUAAAGUUGUUUUACUCCCAACGAUGACGAUUGUGUGUAUUAAGUGUUUCUGUAUUUCACGAUGUCAUUGUGCUAUAAUAAAGUUGUGACUUUAAAGGCAUUGUGAGAAAUAUCUUGUGAAACAGAGAAUCAGUUCCAGCAAUAGAAUAAUAAUUUGAAUGUAGUGAACAGGAUAUAAUAUAUUAAAUGGUAAUCAUUUUCCCUGACAACUAAACAAUGAUGACAGUCUACUGUGUAUUUUUUUUUUUUAAUAUCGCAAGAAGCUAUAUGACAGGCUCGAUCAAAUGAACGGUUGAUAUGAGAAUCGAAAAGCUGAUAUGAGGACCACUUUAAGAUUGAGGUCACAUUAUUUAAAAGUGCAUAUAUUUAUUGUUCUAUGUCCUUCAUUUGAUAACCUGGACCCGGUUUCUCGAAAUCUUAACUAAAGAUAAAAUGCAAAUUUUAGUAGAUACUUUAAUUUUGAUUGGCCAAGCACUAAAAUCAGUCUAAUAUUAUCCAAUCAAAUUACUCAAAUUUGAAUUAUAUUUUUUAGUUAAGAGCUCAAGAAACAGUGCCCUAACCUUUUAUGUAACUUAUUCUACAGGGUUGCGAGGAGGCAGUUUGUAAGCUUAGUACAGUUGAUAUGUAGAUUGUGUAAUGCAUGUAAUGAUAUUAGUGAUCAUGACAUUUACCUGGUUAUCAUGUUUUUAUUAAUUUUGCUCUUCCACCUCGUAAUCAUUACUUAUAGAGAUGACAGCAGGUGUGCAUUUGUUUUUUGGUCAUUUAAACAAGAAAUUGCAUAUUUAAACUUGACUUGCCUGUAAUAUUUUGAAGCAUUUAUCUCCUUUUUUAAAAUUCAUUUGUUAGAAAUUUAUCCAUUCAUCAUUCAGAAAUCUAUUCAUCAUUCAGAAAUCUAUUCGUCAUUCAGAAAUCUAUUCAUUCAUUUGUUAGAAACCUAUUCAUUCAUUUGUUAAAAAUCUAUCCAUUCAUUUGUUAGAAAUCUAUUCAUUCAUUUGUUAGAAACCUAUUCAUUCAUUUGUUAGAAACCUAUUCAUUGAUUAUUUUGAAAUCUAUUCAUUCAUUUGUUAGAAAUCUAUCCAUUCAUUUGUUAGAUUUCUAAAUAAUAAAUGAAUCGAUUUUUAACAAAUGAAUAAAUAGAUUUCUCUUUAUUCAUUUGUUAGAAAUCUAUCCAUUCAUAUGUUAGAAAUCUAUCCAUUUAUUUGUCCAUUCAUUUGUUAGAAAUCUAUCAAUUCAUUUCUUACAAAUCUAUCCAUUCAUUAUUUAGAAAUCUAUCCAUUUAUUUGUUACAAAUCUAUUUAUUCAUUAUUUAGAAAUCUAUCCAUUCAUUUUUUAGAAAUCUAUUCAUUCAUUAUUUAGAAAUCUAUUCAUUAUUAAGACAAUCUAUUCAAUAUUUAGAAAUCUAUUCAUUCCUUAUCUUAUCGCACAUUUUUUCCGCAAUUAUUAUGCAAAUUUUAAUUUAUCAGCUAGCUUCCAUGUAGUGACUAGAUGUGAUGUAAACAAAUAAUAAAUAGUGCUUAUAACAUGUAUACAAUUUAAUUGAUAUUUACCUUUAGUGGCAUUUAGUGAUUGCAAACAUAACAAAACUAACACAGGUAUAUAGGACAACAGUCACUGAGUUGUUAUAUUUAAAAUACAGGUGUGACGUCAUCCUUUGAUGUUGGCGUAUCAUGAAAUAAUGGUACGGGCAAUGUGCCAGGGGUACAUUAUUUAUACUAGUUGAAAUAUUGGACCCGCGUGACGUGUUUCAUUGAAAUGCAUGUGCUGGAUAGUGUCUGUUGUUUAAGUUUAUUAAUGAUCUCGUGCAAGACAUUGCGUAAUGUAUAGAUAUACAGCCAAUGUGCCAAGCGUACAUUAUUUACACUAGUUGAAAUAUUUGACCUGCGUGACAUAUUUCAUUGAAAUGCACGUGCUGUAUAGUGUCUGUUGUUUAAUGAUAUCGUGCAAGACAUUGCGUAAUAUAUAGAUAUAGCCCUUGUGCAAUAUGAGUACAAUGUAUAUUACUUAAUGUCUCGCACUCGACAAUUAAACUAGGAUAAUAAUAGGAUACUUAUUUAAACAUCAUGCCUGGGUAUAAUAACCAGUGAUUAUUAGCCCAUUUAAAGAUGCGUUAUCUAACAGCUAAAUCUUUCUAUUGCUGGUUUUUACGUUGGCUUCAAGUGGUAUAUAAAUUAUUAUUAAAACAAUUAUUCUUCUCAUGACAAGCCUAUUAAUCAGCUCUCUGGAAUAUUGGAUGGCACAGAUGUAGACGGAUUGAAAUAUGAUCGUCAUUUAAUGUUUUAAUUAACAAGUAACGUUGCUAUGAUAAUAAACAAUCUAUGUCAACAUUUCAAACAGUGGUAACGUCACUCAGAAUAAAGUAAUUUGAAUAAAAUCUAUUUAUUUUUAAACUAUUAUAUCAAGAACUGCCAACUCUUUAUCUAAAUCUUACAUAGUGCAUCUUUAAGUAUGUUUUGUUUAUUGAUAUUUGUAUAUUUAUAUACAUUCAUUGAUAAUUCACUAAAGACCGGGUAUCAUUCAGAUUUGAUGAAAAAAGAAAAGAAAAAACUAAGCUUACCAUCUAUAAUCUAAUACACAUAUUCAGUUAAUAGAUUGCCAUGCAGGAAGUAUUACAUACCAUCAAGAUUCAUCAAAUAACGCCCAGUUUGUGCUACCGUUUAGUUUAAGAAACACCAUUAAGUUUUGACAUCGGUCAUCAAGUUUAUGACCAUUUAGUUUAGUUUUGAUAUUGGUCAUCCAGUUUAUGACCAUUUAGUUUCAUAAACUAGACAACCGAUGUCAAACUAAACGGUAGCACAAACUGGGAGUUAUUUGAUGAAUCUUGAUGGUAUUUAAUACUUUCUGCAUGGCAAUCUAUUAACUGAA
Patella vulgata (common limpet) is the source of this 10996-nucleotide messenger RNA. RefSeq names its product ATP-binding cassette sub-family A member 2. The transcript is spliced from 47 exons. Bases 328 to 7833 code for a protein of 2501 amino acids. Gene Ontology annotation, molecular function: ATP binding; ATP hydrolysis activity; lipid carrier activity. Gene Ontology annotation, cellular component: membrane; intracellular membrane-bounded organelle. The record is from RefSeq and is a predicted model, not a curated record. Gene Ontology annotation, biological process: transmembrane transport; lipid transport. Lineage: Eukaryota; Metazoa; Mollusca; Gastropoda; Patellidae.